Babjeviella inositovora NRRL Y-12698 is the source of this 1386-nucleotide messenger RNA. It is a transcript of the gene VAN1, whose product is annotated as Van1p. The record is from RefSeq and is a predicted model, not a curated record. Gene Ontology annotation, molecular function: alpha-1,6-mannosyltransferase activity. Gene Ontology annotation, cellular component: mannan polymerase complex. The transcript has 2 exons. NCBI's taxonomy places the organism in Eukaryota, Fungi, Ascomycota, Pichiomycetes, Serinales. Gene Ontology annotation, biological process: protein N-linked glycosylation; cell wall mannoprotein biosynthetic process. The coding region runs from base 1 to 1386 and encodes 461 amino acids.
AUGAUUGCGGAUACGUACGGCAAAAAGUCCGAUCUUCCUGUCCACCAUGGAAAGCUAGCGCCGAAGACACCUUCCAGAGGCGCUUUCCGAAGACUAUACCAAAUCCUCGGUGCGAUAGCCACCAUUGCUCUUCUUGUGUUCUACUUCACCCGCAAACAAGAUUUGCCAGAGGUUAAAAGCCAUGAAGUCUACACCGUUACCGCAGACGGUGUGAGGAAGGGGGGGUUAGAUGGAGUCCAGAGUGAAGAAGAUUUGGACAAGCUCUACCAUUCUACCGUAGAGUUCUACGACUUGAACGACUACCAGGGAACUCACGAUGGGAAUGCGGAUGGCGACGUGGUGUUGUUUUGCAUGCCACUCCGCAACGCCGAGGCGAUUCUUCCAACCAUGUUCAAACACAUUAUGAACCUCACGUAUGCGCACGAGCAGAUCGACCUCGCGUUCUUGGUGAGCGACUGCUCGGACGAUGAUGACACGUUGGGUGCGUUGUUUGACUACACCGUUUCGCUUCAGGCGGGGAAGCUUGGCGAAAAGUUGUAUGCUGAGGAAACAGAGGCGAAGAAAAAGAGCGUGAAGGGCUCCAGCGAUUUGUAUCUCAACUAUAUGGACCCGGACUAUGUGGAGCGGGUCCAGAACGCGUUCCAGCCGCCAUUCCACGCGGAGUAUUCAAAGCCGUUUAGAAGCGUGCAGAUUUUCCACAAGGACUUUGGUCAGCUGAUCGGCCAAGGCUUCAGCGACAGACAUGAUGUGAAGGUGCAGGGCAUUCGGCGCAAGUUGAUGGGCCGCGCGCGCAACUGGUUGGUUUACAACGCGUUGAAGCCGUACCACUCGUGGGUCUACUGGCGCGACGUGGACAUCGAAAUGUGCCCGGGAGAUGUCAUCCAGCACUUGAUGAAAUUCAACAUAGACGUGAUUGUGCCCAAUGUGUGGCGCCCGCUCCCUGAGUUCUUGGGAAACGAGCAACCGUACGACUUGAACUCGUGGAUUGAAAGCGAGCAAGGCUUGGAGUUGGCCAAAACCCUUCAAGAGGAUGAUGUGAUCGUGGAAGGCUACGCCGAGUAUCCCACCUGGAGGGCCCAUUUGGCAUAUAUCCGCACGAAGGACGGGAAUCCCGACGAGUUGAUUGCGUUGGACGGGGUGGGCGGUGUUUCCAUCUUAGCGAAGGCCCGUGUGUUCCGCCAGGGCGCUAUGUUCCCCGCGUUCACAUUCGAGAACCACGCCGAGACUGAGGCCUUUGGAAAGUUGGCAAAGCGCAUGGGCUUCAUCGUUGGUGGGUUGCCUCACUAUACCAUCUGGCACAUCUACGAACCCAGUGAAGAUGAUCUCCAAGAGAUUGCUCGCAAGGAAAGAAAGAGGAGGCACCAGCGGAAGGGAAAACAAAAUUAG